This is a messenger RNA of Propithecus coquereli (Coquerel's sifaka), 1456 nucleotides long. RefSeq names its product tripartite motif-containing protein 60-like. Gene Ontology annotation, molecular function: zinc ion binding; protein binding. The transcript has a single exon. The record is from RefSeq and is a predicted model, not a curated record. Bases 1 to 1422 code for a protein of 473 amino acids. NCBI's taxonomy places the organism in Eukaryota, Metazoa, Chordata, Mammalia, Primates, Indriidae.
AUGGAGACUGUGACAGCCCUGGAAGACCUGCGAGCAGAGGCUAGCUGUCCCAUCUGUCUGGACUACUUGAAAGACCCAGUGACCAUCAGCUGUGGGCAUAACUUCUGUCGCCCCUGCAUCAGUAUGUCCUGGAAGGAUCUCAAUAAUAGUUUCUCCUGUCCUGUUUGCCACUUUUGCUGUCCAGAAAGGAAAUUCAUAAGCAAUCAACAGCUGGGUAAUUUGACUGAGAUUGCUAAGCUACUCCAGCUAAGAAGAAGCAAGAGGAAGCAGCAGGAAGAGAAUCUUGUAUGUGAGAAGCACAAUCAGGUUCUGACCUUUUUCUGUGAGAAUGACCUGGAGAUUUUAUGUCUGCAGUGCAAUUCCUCCACUGACCACCAGCAUCACCGUGUUUGGUCCAUAGAAAAGGCUGCAUCCUUUCAUAAGAAAAAUUUGGAGUGUUACAUUGCAUCAUGGAAGGAGAGUGUGGAACUAUUUGAAAAAGUGGGAACUAUGCAAACCAGAAAAUCACUGGAACUGAAAAAAAAGGUAAAACAUAGGAAAGAAGAAGUAAAGUCUGAAUUUGAGCAACUUAGGUUGUUUCUCCAAAAUCAGCAGGAGACUGUUCUUAGGCAAUUACGAGAUGAAGAGAUGGCUGUUUUAGCAAAACUAAAUGAAAACCUAACAAAAUUUUCAGAUCAUGCCUCCUCAUUAAAAUAUCUAUUAAAGGAGACAGAGCGCAAAUAUGUGAAGUCAGAACUGGAAUUACUGGCAGAUAUUAAGAGUAUCUAUCACAGAUAUAAAAACUUAAAAUGCCCUGAGCCCUUUUCAUUCAUAUUAAAAGAAUAUGGUUACCAUCUUCCUCCACAAUAUUCUGGCCUUAACAAAAUCAUCAAGCAAUUUCAAGUAGAUGUAAUUCUAGAUCCUGAAACAGCACAUCGUAAACUUUUUGUCUCAGAAGAUAGAAAAACUGUGCGAUAUGGAAAUACAAUGCAAAACUUACCUCAUAACCCAGGAAGAUUUUAUCUCUGCCCAGCUGUCUUGGGUUCUAAUGCAUAUCAGUCUGGCAGGCAGUACUGGGAAAUAGAAGUGAAAGACAAGCCUGAAUGGGUUGUGGGUGUCUGUGAUGACUCUCUUCCCAGAAGGAAGAAGAGUCAGAAUCAACCAAUAUCGGUAAAGAAUGGAUUAUGGGGAAUUGGGCGAUGUAGUCAGAGUAAUUAUAUUGCACUGGGUCCUAGGAAAGCUAAUCUUCUGCCAAAAGUAAUACCUAGUAAGAUUGGCAUUUUUUUAGACUUUGAAAUGAGUGAGGUUUCCUUUUACAAUUUGAAUGAUAGAUCUCUUCUGUAUACUUUCAAUGACCAUUUCACAGGAAGACUUUGGCCUUAUUUCUAUACUGGAACUGACUCAAAACCUCUUAAAAUCUGUACAGUAACAGAUUCUGAAUGAUGAACUAUUGAAAGACUCUCAUUUGUUUCUUUUU